CUGCACCAAGUGAGUCUUCUCGCCGCCAUCGCCUCUCCGAUCGUCCAGCUACCUGUGUUCGUAACCUUUGCUCUUGCCAAUAGGCGCAUGAUCGACCAGCAGGUCCCGGGCCUGGAGGAGGGGGGGGUUGCCUGGUUCGAGGACUUGACCGAGGCGGACCCCCUUUUGAUCUUGCCUGUGCUGUGCUUAGGCUCAACUUACCUGAAUCUGGAGCUCGGGUUCGCUCGUUUGCAUGAGUCUCAGAUAAUUCUACGGUUUUUGAAGGACAACUUGCAACUCUUCCUCAUUCUGGGGGCCCCGGUCUCGUCCACCCUGCCCGCUGGGGUCUUCAUCUACUGGUUCACUUCCAGUGU
Messenger RNA from Nannochloropsis gaditana CCMP526, 353 nucleotides. Its product is annotated as mitochondrial inner membrane oxa1l-like protein. The transcript has a single exon. Gene Ontology annotation, cellular component: mitochondrial inner membrane. The annotation marks the transcript as partial. Gene Ontology annotation, molecular function: membrane insertase activity. The record is from RefSeq and is a predicted model, not a curated record. Gene Ontology annotation, biological process: protein insertion into mitochondrial inner membrane from matrix; mitochondrial respiratory chain complex IV assembly.